UGGAAAUUCAAAACUGCGAUUCGUAACGUUCCCAUUUCGCAUUUCACUCGUUCCUCAAUUUCCUCUCUAAUUCUUAGGGUUUCAAGCAUUUCGUGGAUUUUUCAUGUUUUUGUUUUCCUCCCCAAAUAUGACUACGUUGCCGCCGUCUCUCCCUCCCUCUCAUUCUCAGACCAUUUGCGCUUCUCUCCUUCAAGAAUUGCAGGUAAUUUGGGAUGAAAUGGGGGAAAGUGACGUCGAAAGGGAUAAGAUGCUGCUGGAAUUGGAACAAGAGUGUCUGGACAUUUAUAGAAGAAAAGUGGAAACGACGAGAAAGAGCAAGGCUGAUUUGCAUCACUCUUUGGCUCAAAUUGAAUCCGAAAUCGCCAAACUCGUCACCUCCCUCGGAGAGCAUUCCUUCUCCUCCUCAAGGGGAAAGGGCACACUCAAGCAGCAAAUAUCUUAUAUAAGAUUUGUUUUGGAGGAGCUGAGGUCGAAGAAAAAGCAAAGAAUGAAGGAAUUUACUGAAACCCAGUCACAGAUUGCACAGAACUGUGCAGAAAUAGCAGGCACUGGUCAGUCUAUGCUGCCUUCUGAUCCAGAAGUAGAUGAGCGUGAUUUGACAGUCAAGAAAUUUGAGGAGCUUAAGUCUCAUCUACAGGAGCUUCAGAGUGAAAAGAUUAUCCGGCUACAAAAAGUUAACAGCCAUAUUAGUAUGAUUCAUGAGCUGUCAGUGGUGAUGUCCUUUGAUUUCUCGAAGAGAGUUAGCGACAUUCAUACUAGCCUGAUUUUUCCUGCAAACGGUCAAUCAAAGAGCAUUAGCAAUGAUACUCUUGCUAAAUUGACCGGCGUCGUUAAUUCACUGCAGCAAGAGAAGCAAAAAAGGUUACAAAAGCUUCAAUAUCUUGGGAGCACUUUGAUAGAACUAUGGGAUCUCCUUGAUACACCACCUGAUGUGCGAAAGAGAUAUGAGAAUGCUACUUCCUUAAUUUCUUCAUCAGUUGAUGAGGUCUUGAGACCAGGAUCCCUUGGUCUAGAUAUCAUUGAGCAGGUUGAGGUUGAAGUUCAAGGUUUGAAUGUGCUGAAGGCUAGUAAAAUGAAAGAGUUGGUAUUUAAGAGGCAAAAUGAACUUGAGGAAAUUUAUAGAGGAGUCCAUAUGGAUGUAAACAGUGAUGCAGCUCGGCAGAUUCUUAUCAACCUCAUAGAAUCUGAUAAUGUUGAUUUGUCUAAUCUGCUUUCAAGCAUGGAUGAUCAGAUUGCAAAAGCCAAACAGGAAGCUUUAAGCAGGAAGGAUAUUUUGGACAAGGUAGAUAAAUGGAAACAUGCAUCUGAGGAGGAAAAAUGGCUUGAUGACUAUGAAAAGGAUGAAAACCGGUAUAGUGCAGGAAGAGGAGUGCACAAAAAUCUGAAACGUGCAGAGAAAGCUCGUAGUCUGGUCAGCAAAUUGCCAUCUCUCGUUGAAAAUUUGAUUGUGAAAGUAAAAGCUAGGGAGGCCGAGAAACGAAUCCCUUUCCUAUAUGACAAGACUUCACUCUUAAACAUGUUGGAGGAAUAUACGGUAUUGCGCCAAGCAAGAGAGGACGAGAAACAUAGAUCUCGGGAGCAAAAACGGCUGCAAGAACAGUUUGCUGCAGAACAAGAGGCACUCUUUGGUUCAAGACCAAAGAAACCGUUGGGUCAAACCAAUGCCAUGGUUGGAACAGCAACUGGCCGCCGGAUUUCUACUCCGGCAGGUAAGCAUGCUGUUUCGGGUUUAAAGGAACGUAGAGAAACUGGUAGGGCUAACAAUGUAAUACCGUUGAAUUUCGUUGCCCUCCCAAAGGAAGACCCCAUGUCUCGGGGCAAUUAAGGCUGCCCCAACACCCUGUUGGUAGGACACUAUCGUAAAUGAUGCACAGCAGAAGUUGGAACUCUUUAUCCCAGUCAUUUUAGUACAUUUUCAUAUGAGAUUAAGGAUUCUCUUGUGUUAAU
This is a messenger RNA of Hibiscus syriacus, 1947 nucleotides long. RefSeq names its product 65-kDa microtubule-associated protein 5-like. Gene Ontology annotation, cellular component: cytoplasm; spindle. Gene Ontology annotation, biological process: microtubule cytoskeleton organization. The transcript is spliced from 11 exons. Gene Ontology annotation, molecular function: microtubule binding. NCBI's taxonomy places the organism in Eukaryota, Viridiplantae, Streptophyta, Magnoliopsida, Malvales, Malvaceae. The record is from RefSeq and is a predicted model, not a curated record. The coding region runs from base 104 to 1825 and encodes 573 amino acids.